Paralichthys olivaceus (Japanese flounder) is the source of this 849-nucleotide messenger RNA. It is a transcript of the gene rfesd, whose product is annotated as Rieske (Fe-S) domain containing. Lineage: Eukaryota; Metazoa; Chordata; Actinopteri; Pleuronectiformes; Paralichthyidae. The record is from RefSeq and is a predicted model, not a curated record. Gene Ontology annotation, molecular function: 2 iron, 2 sulfur cluster binding.
CUGAAAACAACUCGGUCGCAUUGAAGUGAAAGGUCGAACACAUGGUUUGGGGGAGUCAGAUAAGAAAUGUACUCGGUGUCGAGAGGACCAACUGAAGACAGCUUGUGUGUGAAGAUAAUGAAGAAGAGCCUCCCCCCAUCACACACAACCCUGGCCUGUCAGACAGUUGUUCAGCUUGAACGGAGGAGACACUGCUGCUGCGUUCAAAGUGUCUCACAGAGCUAUGGGGGACAAAGAGCAGUCUACUGGAGGGCCUCAUUUCGUGGGGACUAAAGAUGAACUGAUUGCAGCGAAGCGCUCGUUCAGAACACUGGAGGGUCGGGACAUACUUAUCAUCUACCAACAGGGGGUCUUCUAUGCUUUGGACUCUUACUGUUAUCAUGCUGGGGGGAUGCUGCAGAAUGGAGACAUUGAGGAAAUAGAUGGCAAGCUGUGCAUAAUUUGUCCAAAUCACAAGUACAAGAUCUCCCUUGCCAAAGGGGAGGGCAUAUACAAGGGCACCGACCCCAGGGAAAAGCCACCUGUGCCCAGAUGGUACUCCAAGGGUGUGAAGCAGCGGACCCACACGGUCACAGAGACCGACGGGGGAGUCUACGUCAAGCUCUCCACGGAAACAGACUGGAUCGACUCAGACUACUACCAGGGAGAAAAGGGCAAAGUGGAAAGGGCCAAAGCCAUGGCUGCUGAGAAGAAAACCUCCUCAUGAGGAGGCAGAUAGAUGCAGAUGCCAGUCUCUUUUUUUAUCUCCCCAAACUUCCUGUAAAGGAUGUGUGUAUACAGAGGAUGUCAGUUAUCUUUAAACACUUGAAUCUUUACGUCGGGAGAAUCUGGAGUUUUUAAUUGUUUAAA